UCACGGGUGGAUUUCUGGAUGUAUGUUCAUGGAAUGCCUAGGUGAAAAUCUUAAACCCCUGUCAACUUCUUCUGGAUCACACAACUAUAAGAUCAUCAUGGCAUGCAAUGUCACAUCGUCAAAAAUGCAAGACAUUAUUUCAAAAAGUAUCCUUAUCGACCAAGGACCUCCUGAACGGUAUGAACUAGUAACAAAGAAACAGAGUCUGGACCAGGAUGAUAAACUCAGAAGAUGGACCUUUGGAGAGAGAGAUCCCACCAAGGUCAACAGAACCAUUCUGAUGGUGGGAGAAACAGGCACAGGGAAGUCAACUCUGAUCAAUGCCAUGGUCAAUUAUGUCCUGGGCGUAAAUCAGGAGGAAAAAGUCUGGUUUGAGAUUGUGGAGGAGGAAAAAGAGGAGGAAAAAAGAAGUCAGACUGAAACUCAAACUACAGGGGUCACUGUUUAUGAUAUCUUUGGGUUUGAGGACGGGCGAGUCCCCUACUCUCUCACCAUCAUCGACACUCCUGGGUAUGGAGGCACCAGAGGGAUUCAAGUCGACCAACUGAUCUCUGAAAAAUUGUUGGAGUUGUUUAGAUCUGAAUGUGGAGUCCAUCUAAUUGAUGCUGUAUGUUUAGUGAUGAAGGCAAGUGCAAAUAUACUCACCUUUGAACAGAAGUACAUAUUUGAUGCAGUUUUGUCUUUAUUUGGCAAAGACGUGAAGAAGACCAUUGUGGCCCUCAUUACACACUCAGAUGGUUUGGAACCUACCAAUGCUCUGCAGGCCUUAAAAUAUUCUCAAGUCCCCUGUGCAAAAGAUGACAGCGAUCAAUACCUUUAUUUCCUAUUCAACAACUCUCAAAGAAAGAGUGUUACCUCAGCAAAAGCAACUCGGGCCAAGAAAGAAGAACUUAUCUUGAAGACUUUAUGGGACCGAUCAGAAGAGGGCAUGAAGGAUUUCACAGAAUUCCUGGGUGGAAAAAUACCUCAAAAUGUAAAGAUGAUUGAAGGCGUUCUGAGAGUGCGCAAACAACUGGAGGCGUGUGUCAGCAAUGUGCGCAAUCGGAUCCACAUGAUUGAUCUGAAACAGGAUGAAAUCAAGCAGACUGAAAGAGCCCUGGAGAAUCACAAGAAAUACAUGGAGGAAAGCAAGGACUUUUCUUAUGAAGUUGAAGAGAAAUAUAAAGGAAAGGAUCCUACAAAACAAGGGGGGGCUACCACCUGCACAGUGUGUGAGGAGAACUGUCACUAUCCAGGCUGCUGGUGGGUCAAAGAUCUCUCAUGGUGCCAUAAGAUGAAGAACUACCACUGCACUGUGUGUACUGGUAAAUGUCACUACACCAAGCAUGUCAAAGAAAAUACAAUGUAUGUUCUCAAGACCAGGAAGGUUACAAGGACAUAUGAAGAUUUGAAAAAGAAGUAUGAAAUCAAUGAGAAAGCAGCUGAGGAGAAAGUGCAUGUGAUCAGCAGACUUCAGUCAGAGUUGGAGCAGUUCACACUACAGAAGGCCAAACUGGUGGAGGAAUCCUACCAGUGUGUCAUGAACCUGGAAGAGAAAGCCCUAAAGGCCGUCUCACUGUCCACUGCUCAGCAUCUGGACUUCCUGAUUGACAAGAUGAAGGAGACAGGAAACACAGAGAAGGUUCAGAAACUGGAGGAGAUGAAGAAGAGAGCUGAGGAACACAAGGGAGCUUUAGAUUACUUUAAAGCUGGUGUGAGUGAAGGGUGGAAUAGUUCCUGGGGAAAGUAAAACUGAGACAUAUAGUAAAGAAAAAACAUUAUGUGGAAAAAACACAUGAACAUAGAAUAGAAAAUAGAUAUUUGGGGGAAUGAAAGCUGUUCUUCUUAAUCCACUUUCUCUUCAAGAAAUACUGUACAUUUAAAGUUAACCAAAUAAUAUGUUGUAUGAGAUUAAUAUAGAUGGACCAUAUUUAUCUUUUAAUUUCACCAAUGAUAUGUUUUGUUUGUUAAUCAUAACCUCAGAUGAUAAAUAAUUGCCCAUAUUAAUAAAACACUUUUGUCAAUAGCUUGUAUAAAUGACAUUCUUUGUAAAUUCAUUUUAGUAAAGACAAAAAAAAGUGUCACUGAAAUCUCAUUGUGUUUAGAAUGUAGGUUAAUGAUCUCUCAUCAUGUAGUGUGACAAAGAACAACCACUGCACUGUGUGCAAAGACAAAUGUCAAUACGAAAAGCAGGUCAAAGAACACAAAAUGUAUGUUACCAAGACCAGACCGAUUCUCAGGACAUGAGGAUUUGAAAAAGAAGUAUGAAAUCAAUAUGAAAGCAGCUGGGAAGAAAGAGACUCUGAUCAGCAGACUUACAUUUACAUUUUAGUCAAUUAGCAGAAGCUCUUAUCCAGAGCAACUUAU
Messenger RNA from Coregonus clupeaformis (lake whitefish), 2346 nucleotides. RefSeq lists its product as uncharacterized. Gene Ontology annotation, molecular function: GTP binding. The record is from RefSeq and is a predicted model, not a curated record. Bases 23 to 1729 code for a protein of 568 amino acids. The transcript has 3 exons. Lineage: Eukaryota; Metazoa; Chordata; Actinopteri; Salmoniformes; Salmonidae.